AUGGCUGCAUCUAUUCUGGAGGUAGGGAAUGUAAUUGAAGACGCACGCUAUGGCUCCAGUCCUCUGGCUAUGUUAACUGCUACCUGUAACAAGUUUGGCAGCACAAGCCCCGUCAGGGAUUCGGCUACACCCGGUAAGAUCGGCAGCGCAACUCCAGUAAAGAAGCCCUACAACAUGACCUCUGACCUUCAGACAGCUAAGAACGGGCGGACCGCAGACGGCAGCGGCCUGGCGGACUCCUACACUGGCUCCUUCACCACAGCUGGAGGAGGAGGAGGAGGCGGCGGGCUGCUUACCCCCACUGGAAGCCCCCCUCCUUCAGCCGGAGGCUACACUACAGAAUAUAACCCUUUCUCCCACUCUUUCCAAACCUCCAUCUCCCAGGACCCGUCUCUUUUAGUGUCCAAGGCCCACGCCACGGCCGACUGCCUCACCAGUGUCUAUACCUCGCUGGAUAUGACGCACCCCUACGGCUCCUGGUAUAAAGCCGGUAUCCACCCUGGUAUUACUGCUGCUCCGGCAAAUGCCACGUCCUCCUGGUGGGACGUCCACCCCAACUCCAACUGGCUGUCAUCAACCCAGCCCCAGACGGACGGAGGUCUCCAGGCAUCCCUGCAGCCUGUGGCUCCCCAGGCCUCCCUCAGCCCCCAGCUGCCCAGUUACAGCACCGACUUUACACCACUCAACCCAGCUCCUUACCCCUCUGUGGGGCUGGGCUCCUCCUCACACCUCCUCCAGCCCUCUCAGCACAUGCUGCCCCAGGACAUGUACAAGCCCAAGCCUGUACAAAGUGCAGGGCUGAUUGAGAGUCCCAUGGGCCUUAAGCCUGCUCGGGGAUCAGGGGGCUACAGCGGAGGAGGUGCCCCCACCAGGUCCUCAUGUGACUGCCCCAACUGCCAGGAGCUGGAGAGGCUGGGCGCCUCGGCCGCAUCCCUGAGGAAGAAGCCGGUCCACAGCUGCCACAUCCCAGGCUGUGGGAAAGUCUACGGCAAGGCCUCCCACCUCAAAGCCCACCUGCGCUGGCACACUGGCGAGCGGCCCUUUGUUUGCAACUGGCUCUUCUGCGGGAAGCGUUUCACCCGCUCGGAUGAACUGGAGAGGCACGUGCGCACCCACACACGGGAGAAGAAGUUCACCUGUCUACUGUGCAACAAGCGUUUCACACGCAGCGACCACCUCUCCAAGCACCAGAAGACCCACGCGGAUUCUGCAAUGCAGGGCAAGGCUGUGGCUGUGGAGGGAGAGACAGAUCCUCGCAGUGAGGACACCACAGAGCUCAACACCAGCGCUGGACCCAACAAUCCUGUCGCUGACCAAAUCACCAACGGAGAUGAGAAGACUGGCACACCUAAUGGAGUGGAGAACAGCAGUGGACUGUUGGAGAUCUGA
Messenger RNA from Centropristis striata (black sea bass), 1389 nucleotides. It is a transcript of the gene sp7, whose product is annotated as Sp7 transcription factor. The coding region runs from base 1 to 1389 and encodes 462 amino acids. The record is from RefSeq and is a predicted model, not a curated record. The transcript is spliced from 2 exons. NCBI's taxonomy places the organism in Eukaryota, Metazoa, Chordata, Actinopteri, Perciformes, Serranidae. Gene Ontology annotation, biological process: regulation of transcription by RNA polymerase II. Gene Ontology annotation, molecular function: DNA-binding transcription factor activity, RNA polymerase II-specific; RNA polymerase II cis-regulatory region sequence-specific DNA binding.